Molecule: messenger RNA, 2144 nt
Organism: Rana temporaria (common frog)
Lineage: Eukaryota; Metazoa; Chordata; Amphibia; Anura; Ranidae
Product: protein phosphatase 1 regulatory subunit 15B-like
Exons: 3
Coding region: 343-1719 (458 amino acids)
Biological process (GO): response to endoplasmic reticulum stress
Cellular component (GO): protein phosphatase type 1 complex; endoplasmic reticulum
Molecular function (GO): protein phosphatase regulator activity
Source: RefSeq, a predicted model, not a curated record
GAUCGUUCUGGAUUGACGUAAUGACGGCAGAGCCUUUAUAUACACGGUAGACGAGCAUUCUCCAUUUUUCCCCUUUACAGCACAAACACAUACAGAGAGACGAAUCGAGUGAACGGCCAGAUGACCAGGCAUGGCUUAUAGCGCUUUACUAGAAGAGGCACCGCGGUUCUCCCCAAUGCUUUGUGUGCUUUACCUGAGGAAAGUCAGGAGAGCUCGUGUCCCCGACUUCGGUUAUCACCGCGUUAUCGACCAACCCCCGACCCAGGAGGGAACUACCAACGUCUGCUGGAGCGCCUUCGUCACAGGCUGACCUCUGCUACUGGAGACCCCGCUAGGGUGUAAAUGAACAAAAUGAGUCUCAACUACCUCUGUUUUGGCUCCUUCUGGAGGAAUCUUACCUCUCCGAUGACUCAUUGGAAUCGAGGAACUGCCGUCCAGAUUGACACCAUGAAAGAUCAUCCGGAAAUGCAGGUUGUCAUUGGUCAGCUGGGAACAGAUAUGGUGGUGUUAACAAUGGCUGCCAGAAUUACACAGUCCAUCUUCACUCUGGUCAGAAAUCUUCUGCAUAGAAGGCCAUUGGGUUGGAAGAUCAUUCCUAAAGAUUGGAAGAGUAAAGCUUUUGAAGCUGUGCUGUGUAUGUGCUGGAAUAUCAUACAUGUGUUUUUGGCUGUGGAGGUGACUAAUGUGUUGAUUUACAAGAACAUGUCUAAACAUUCAACACAUACAGGACAGUCCAUGAACACCAUCUCUAUAAAGUGUCACUGGAGCUGUAAAGCCGAGUCAAAUAAACAGAAUAUGGUUCCAGAAAAGGAGCUGCCCAGUCCCAGAAUGGAGAUUCUUCAGAGAAAUUCUUACAUGGAAGAGGAUUGUGACCACGAAGGGUUUUCUGACAUGGAUAUCAUGGUCAGUAAAGAGACACUUCUACCAUCCUGUACAAACCCCUUCAUUUUGUCAAUGAUCUGUGUACCAUCAGAGGAUGGGGAGUCCUCAUCCCCAUCUGAACAGUCUGAUCUUAGCGAGGGUGAAUUUGAUGGCGAUUCCUUGCUUCCAUGCGAAGAGACCAGUCUCAGCGAGUCUGAGAGUGAAGAUGAAGAGACUGAAAAAGAUUCUUCCGUUGAGGAUGCCUCAGUAGACAGUGGCAUGCAAGAGUCAUGGACGACAAAGUCCAAGGAAGACAUGGAUGAGAGUGAAGAAAGUGAUUGGUCAGAUGAAGAGACUGACUCGUGGGAUGAAGCAAGUGAUACAGACUGCAGUAGGGAUGAUGACUUGUGGGAUUCCUUCUGUCGGAACGAUGACCCAUAUAAUCCGCUUUCUUUUGCCAAGCCCACCAGAAGCCCUAAAAGUCCCUCUAUUGCAGAGCAUGGUGGAUGUCAAACUUUGAAAUGUACCAUGAAGCCACAGGCCAGGAAGCCAGUCCUUUCAAGUUCUAAAUGCUCUUACAAGUGUGCCAGCCAGAAGGGCGAGUCUGAAUCCCUUGAAGUAAAGCAAGCUAAAAACCCAGGGGUUAAGAAGGUGUGUUUCUCAUCCAAUGUCACUGUGCAUCGUAUGGUCACAUGGAGCUACGCUUACAGAAUGGCACGCAAAGGACCAUGGGAAGAGUGUGCCCGAGAUCGCAGUCGCUUUCAGAAACGUAUUGCUGAGACUGAGGCUGCCAUUGGCUUCUGCUUACAACCUGAUCACAGGGAGAAGAUAUGGGCUGGAAGACACUAUAAAGACUGAUAUCUUGGUUGCUGAAAGUACUUUAUCGACUCAAUAUUCCAGACCAUGAAAGCAGUUAAAGUGAUAUAAAAUAUUUCUGCCUAGGACUUGUACACCACAACUGUGACCACAUACUUUGCACUGAGAAAGUAUAGCUGUACUCAACCAGACUACGAUUGCACUUAUCUGACAGUGUUUACUUACUGUAUUUUAUGCACUACAUUUCUAGUGCAUUAGAUUUUUGGUAACAUUCUAGAAUUAGUUUGGCCAAUCCUUUUGUAUGAGCCAUAAUUCAGUGCCAAUGUCCAUGGCUAUUAAAGGGAAUUCUUAUUGUGUUGGCAUGAGGUUAUCAAUCUCCUGUCACUGCAUUUCAGGCUUGGCAGAAAACGAAGACCUCAAAGAAAAACCCUAUGCAGAAUUUUACUUUUUUUUUUUUUUUCUUUAAA